Messenger RNA from Hypomesus transpacificus, 5916 nucleotides. RefSeq names its product leucine-rich repeat transmembrane neuronal protein 4. The record is from RefSeq and is a predicted model, not a curated record. Gene Ontology annotation, molecular function: protein binding. Lineage: Eukaryota; Metazoa; Chordata; Actinopteri; Osmeriformes; Osmeridae. The transcript is spliced from 2 exons. The coding region runs from base 334 to 1893 and encodes 519 amino acids.
UUACACUCAAUAUUUGACAAAGGAAUGAGGUCUUACCAAUUGCUUGCUCUCCAAACGUUUUUGUUUGCUUUGAGAGUUUCAUAGCAUCUUAGGUGUAGGGUGCAAUCAUUCAAGGUUGUCCUUUUUCGACAUUUGCGGGACUUCUGAAUCAACGACAGGUGUGCACAGCGCUGUGAGCCUGACUGCGGCGCGAAUUGGCUUUUCUUACUGGAAGCUGAGCGCGGGUGUUCUUUGGAAAUCCAGACCAGAUGCCGAAUGCGAGCGAAAUGCAAGAUUUGGGUUUAAGAAAAGGGGCACUCUAACCUUUGGAAAGGAGAUUCAGGCAACGAAGAUAUGGGAUCUCUGGAGUGGCGUUGGCCGCUCCUCGUCCUCACGGUGGUGGUCCAAGCCUGCCUCGCCACCGCCCCGGGCCCCGUCCGUGAGCGCUCCUGUCCCCAGAGCUGCAGAUGUGACGGCAAAAUAGUCUACUGCGAAUCGAACGCCUUCCGCGACGUGCCUAGCAACGUGUCGGUGGGGUGUCAGGGCCUCUCCCUGCGUUACAACAGCUUGGCGAGCCUCAGUCCGCGCCAGUUCUCAGGCCUCAGUCAGCUGGUCUGGCUCUACCUGGAUCACAACUACAUUAGCGAAGUCGACAGCCAAGCUUUCCACGGCGUCCGGAGGCUCAAAGAGCUGAUUAUUAGCUCGAAUAAGAUUACGCUGCUGAGAAACUCGACUUUUCAUUCUGUUACCAACCUGCGUAAUCUCGACCUCUCGUACAAUAAACUGCAAAUCCUACAGGCCGGACAGUUUCUAGGCUUGCGGAAGUUGCUCAGCUUGCACUUGCGGUCUAAUUCCCUGAAAACCGUCCCAAUGCGGGUCUUUCAAGAUUGUCGCAAUCUGGAGUUUCUUGAUCUGGGCUAUAACCGCCUGCGAAGCCUCACGAGGAACGCCUUCGCCGGGCUUCUCAAACUGGUAGAGCUUCAUCUGGAACACAACCAGUUCUCCAAGAUUAACUUCUCUCACUUUCCCCGCCUGACCAACCUUCGGGCCCUCUAUCUGCAGUGGAACCGAAUUAAGUCAAUAACCCAGGGCCUCACCUGGAUGUGGACCUCUUUGCAGAAACUGGACCUCUCGGGAAAUGAACUGUACGACCUGGAUGCCAGCACAUACCAGUGUCUCCCCAACCUCCAGACCCUAAACCUGGACUCCAACAAGCUCAGCAACAUGUCCCAAGAGACAGUAGAGGCGUGGAUCUCCCUCACCACCAUCAGCCUGGCUGGUAAUGUGUGGCACUGCAGUCCCAGUAUAUGUCCCCUGGUGGCCUGGCUGAGGAACUUCAAGGGAAACAAGGAGUCUACUAUGAUUUGUGCCGGCCCCAAGGAGGUUCAGGGCGAGAAAGUGAUUGAUGUGGUCGAGACUCUUAAUAUCUGUAGAGCGACGCCCAGCUCCUCUAUCUCCACCACAUCUUUACCAACCUCCACCUCCUUGCCUGCCCUCCUGGCCCUUCCCACGCCGCCCUCCGUCGUCGAGGGGCUGACCUUGGGAGGCCCGGACCCCCCAACCCCUACCCCCACUAGUGCCUCUCCUGACCUCCCUCUGCCCGAUAAUGAAUACAUCUCCUUCCACAAGAUCAUUGCCGGUAGUGUGGCCCUCCUCCUGUCUGUGGCGGUGAUUCUGCUGGUGAUCUAUGUGUCGUGGAAGCGCUAUCCCAGCAGCCUUAAGCUCCUACAGCAGCGUUCGAUGAGCAAAAAAAGGCGGAAAAAGGUGCAGGAAACAGAACGCACUCUUAGCUCGCCCCUGCAAGAGUAUUACGUGGACUACAAACCGACAAACUCUGAAACUAUGGAUAUGCUGGUGAAUGGGACGGGAUCCUACACGUACACCAUCUCGGGCUCCAGGGAAUGUGAGGUAUGACCCAUCGCCCUACUAAAAACCAUUUCCUCUGCGGGGCACAAGAGGUAAAUCCCAACAUGCGGGAAAAAGAUAGUUGACUAUUUUUUUCUCACAUUGGUGUUUGUUUCGUGAUUGGUGUUGUGAUUGGUGUAUUUAAAAGAAGGCUUUACUGUAUGGUGACUCAGUGUGGUGAAAUGCUGGGUGUCUUCUGGUUCAUGAACCAAAAUGGUUCAUGAAUCAGUUGCAAUUUGAAUGUAAUUCACUUUCCCUGUGAAGUGACUGUGCAGUGAAUGGUGAACUGUUUGGUAUUUGCUACAGUAUGGUUUGUUGUGAACACCAUGACUCAGGGAAUCACUUGAAUCAUGAAAUCCAUUGAAUGACUCACACACAGAAUUAGACAUUACACAAGUACACAAUAUUAGUAUAAUUUACCACCCCCCCCCCCCUCCAAUUAAAAAAAUAUAUUAUUACCAGUACAUAUCAGGGUACACAGAUCAAGUAUAUAAAGCCAGUAGUAGUUAGUAAACAGUAGAGAGUGGAGCAGGCAGCAGACAGUUUUUUGAUGGUAAAAGCAGAAGCACAACCAGUUCAGGCUUGAGGCCACAAUGAUGGAGGCACUCUUCAUUGGAAGAAGCCAGACAGGCCCUCUUUCCUCAGUGGGGAGAGACGUGAUUUGAUCACAGCAAAUUGCAGGUCUGUCUGAGAGCUCUAAGACAAAGCGAGAGGACGUCAGGGCAGAUUUCCAUCCUGCGUGUGGAGUGCACUGCCCUGAAUGGGUCAGAGCUGAGUCACACUGGAGCUCAAUGUGAAGGUAAAGGGAACGGGUCAUGGGGAAUAAACAAGGGGGAAAGGUUAAAGGUCCUCUGAGAUUUGUACAGUAGGCUAUACUCCUACCUCUAAGACAUCAGUAUCCUUGCAGCAAGCCAAAUGUUUCCCAUACAUUCAUCAACGCCUGCCUGUGUUUAAAUAUUAACCAGCAAUCAAUUUCUUACUGUCAUGUCGUACUAAAGUAGAGUGUAGGGACAGGGUACGUACUACAAGGAUUAGUGUGAUGGAAAUAUGUAGUGCAAAGAAUAGCUAUUUUGUGCAGACAACCACAAGGCAGGCAGGAGGGGGUAUGAGAGGAACUGAGUCAGAAGGGCUAAUUCAUUAGUCCAUGGUUAAUUAGGCACUUUUGCUUGUGCACUCUCUUUCAGCCCGCCUUAUGUUUCUCUGUCUUUUCCUGUUCGGUUGCUUGUUGUGUAUUGGCAGCGUGGUAGAGUGUGAUUAGCAGGGCAUGCUUUGCUUGAGAAGAUGUCACUAGAGUCUGCAGUGCACCUUUGUCUCCCAGAACCCCCUUGGUUGUCAUGAAAAGCAGAUAGAUGCACACCGAGGCACGGGUCCUCUAGCAUUAGCACCGUCAACCGGGGAACGCGACAAUGCCUGGGACUCGUUCCCACACACAACACGACUCCCAGUAGAAACACUGUAUGAGGUAAAGGUUGAACUUCCUGUCAACCGCCAUAAGAAUGUUGUCGCUUGAAUUUGACACUCACACUGGCUUUUCACGACAUCCGUCAUCCAAACAAUAAUGCACAAGGAUAUAAAGAUGAAAGUUAAAUGACUUGGAUAAAGUUUGAGAGAGUUUUAUAUGAAUAUUACGUAUGAACUGUGACAGCGGAAUAUUUACAUGCAUUCUAGGUACAGGGAGCCCUCUUCACAUAUACAGGGUGAAACCCAGGUUGUUGGUGGGGAAAAGACUAUUAGAUCUAAUACGGGCUAUCCACUGGGAAGUGCACAUGUAGCAAAAAACUUGAGGCAGGAUAUCUGUGGCAGAACAUUACUCACACACAAUCUAAAGCCGAAGCUGAUUGUAGGAACAAGUCUAAGCCCUGUUUAUCAGUGAUGCUUUUAUUUGGGAAUAUGGGGCAGGAGGAGCACUAAAAUGUAGACCUAAUGGGCAUUCUGCUGGUUAGAAUAACUAACGACUCGUCUGAGAGAAAUGGUUUUCCUCAUCAAGUUCCUCCUUGUCUUCUCCACCUCAGGGGGCAACUUGAGGAACGAGGAAUCUUAAUGACCAAACCUCAGUAACCUCCCAGGGAAACAUCAUCUUCUGGAGAGAAAAAAAAGACAGGAAAUGACCAAAGUUGUCGUUUUAUUUCCAGGUGGGAACACCACAUGUCCGGCCAGCCCAGCGCUCUCCUCUCCUCGCUGGCCUGCUUCUGGCUGGGUAAUGUAAGGCAGUGUAGUAAAGCAUCAGUGUGAUGUCAGGGAUUGGUGAGUCAUUCAGAGCAGUGGGAGUGAUAACCUCAGAAAACCAGCAGAAGAUCUGCUCUGUAUACCAACGCGAUACCAGAUUGAUAUUUUUCCCCUGGUAUUGUUUCUACAUCUAUUGUUUCCAUAUCUCAUUAACUCUUUUUGAAAUGUGUUAUUGUCUGAUACUUUGAAUAUGAAUAUGAAGUCCUUGGAAAUGCUGUAAUUGCUGGUAAUUGUUCACAUCCCUUUCAUAAAAGCAGGAUAUGAACAACUGUAAACAGACUCUCUCUUAGUAAUGCUGCUCAAAUCUUUAGGUCACUUCUCUCUCUCUCUCUUUGCACUGCUGUGGAUAAUUGUGUUUUUCAUGCAAUCUUUUCCACAUUAAUGUCGUAUCACAUGGCUCAGUGUGGAUGGACAGACGAACGAUGGAUUUGAAGAAAAUGGAGAAAGAUCGAUAUUGCAUGUUCUGUAAAACAUUCUCACCCAAGAUAAAUCAGUGGAUGAGAUUAUCCUUGGAGCAGAGAACAGAAGCAUUUCAUCAAUUGGAGAUCAGGAGUUAGUAUUGAUCCCCCAGCUCAUGCAUGUUGGACGUUAUUGAAUCCUUUCAGUUUCUCGCAAUUCUUUUCGAUCCCAGUCAAUACCCUCCCCCUUCGGUGGUUAUAGCUCACAGAGUAUGGAGUGGUUAAGGAAGAGGUAGCACUUACACUAGAUGCUGGUUAACUUGUUUUAAGAAGUUCCCAAUAGAGAGGUUUAAUAUAAUGUUCCCACCUGUGUACUUCAGAGAAGUACUCCAAACUAAAGAAAGUUCACAGUCAGACAGUCAAGAUGUCUUUGGAAAAAACAUCUGCCAAAAUUGCAUUUCAUUUACAUAGUACGUUUUCUUUGAACAUACGUUUAAUGUGUUGUGAAGUCAUUUCUAUUAGGGCUGGAAGGGAUUGUAGUGAAACAUGUUGGUAGAUCUAUUGUUGCAGAUUGGCAGAGGGUGUCACCAUAGAGACUUAAUGAGCCCUUGUAAGAGCCAAGGCUAAGGGAGCUAAUUGGUUGUUCUGUGGUGAUUGAUGUCAAGGUUGUCUGGACAUGCCAAAUUAGCAGAGCUGGGGUGAUAUGAGAAGGGCUAAUGGCUCGUGAGACAGGGGGAAGCCUUGAAGCUUACAGAAGUGCUUUGGGACAACCGAGACGCAAGAUACCUCUCAGAGAGCUGUCAACUUCCCCUGCGUUGAUUGAUGAAGCCAUGUUUGACUUUUGGGUGUUCAGUCCUUGUAAAUAAGUACGUUUUGGUGGGUGAAUAAGGGUGCAAAGAGUUCCUUUUCACCCGUCUGUUGCAGUAACCUUAUGUAGUACAGCCCCCCGGACAGGACAGAUUGUAGCCGGUCGACCUAUCAAAAGGCCCAGUACACCACCAACAGACUAACACAGUCUAGAUUCUGAAAUCUUUCUGUUGACGUCUAUCUGAACUGCUCGUGCUCAGAGUUCGCAAACAGAUCUAAGCAGAUUUAACACAAAUACACACACUGCACCAUGCCAGAUUCUACAGCCUUAACCUAAACUCCCAAUCCAACUCCCUGAUGCUUAGUGUCAAACAGAGAGGCAUUAGGUCUCAUUCCAGACUGAACCUACCAACUCAAACAGAGUUUGCCUCUUACUGAAGCGGGUUUCCGUGGUAACCAUUCCUUCAUUAUGCUUUAUGAAAAUGUCUUGAUUCUGAAAUUCGAUUCUGACAUGUUAACUCUCUAUUCAGAAUAUAUCUGUCAGUUAAUUGGGAAUUACGUUCUCAUUUUCAAAAGUCAAUGGACGCAUCAUCCAUCUGAA